Molecule: messenger RNA, 683 nt
Organism: Merops nubicus (carmine bee-eater)
Lineage: Eukaryota; Metazoa; Chordata; Aves; Coraciiformes; Meropidae
Gene: RNF114
Product: ring finger protein 114
Exons: 5
Coding region: 148-543 (131 amino acids)
Biological process (GO): protein polyubiquitination; ubiquitin-dependent protein catabolic process
Molecular function (GO): ubiquitin protein ligase activity
Source: RefSeq, a predicted model, not a curated record
UGCACUCCCUGCCUGCAAGAGUGUCUGAAGCCGAAGAAGCCGGUGUGUGGUGUCUGCCGCAGCACCCUGUCGCCUGGUAGCAGAGCUCUGGACUUGGAAAAGCAAAUUGAAACGACAGAAGCCACUUGCAAUGGCUGCAAUAAAAAAAUGUAUCUCUCAAAGAUGCGUAGCCACGCGGCCUCCUGUCCAAAGUACCAGAACUAUAUAAUGGAAGGUGUGAAAGCCGUAACUAAAGAACCACUUCACAACACCAGGAACUUCCCAAAUCGCUUCACCUUUCCUUGUCCGUAUUGCAGCGAGAAAAACUUUGAUCAAGAGGGACUAGUUGAACACUGCAAGACAUUGCACAGCAUGGAUGCAAAACAAGUGGUUUGCCCAAUUUGUGCCUCGAUGCCAUGGGGAGAUCCCAAUUACAGGAGUGCUAACUUCAUGGAGCACCUUCAGAGACGACAUCGCUUUUCCUAUGAUACUUUUGUGGACUACGACGCUGAUGAGGAUGAUAUGAUGGCACAGGUUUUGAUGCGUUCUUUGCGGGACAAGUGAACCAAUGAGAUUUACUGCAAAACCAAGCUUCCAGGAGGGGGAAAUGCCCAGCACCCUUGCACUUCUCCCUGUACAUCCCAAGGUGAACUCAGGCGUCCAGAAAUACGGAAGACUUUAAUCCCUAUCUCAGUUUCACAUCC